GUUUUUUGAACUCUGUUGGACGUUGAACUUUACUUCAUUUCAAGUUCCUUUUGUAAAAUAAAUCAGCAGUUUUGUUCGGUGUUGUGAAAUGCAGAGAAACCUUAUGACUGUCACACUGAAACCUUACUUGUUUAAUGCUGCGUGUAUCGGGUGAAUGCGUCACGGACUGUAAAUGCUAUUAAAGAGAACCGGUGCCGAGGACUUUACUCAUUUGCUAGUAGUGGUGCCGCCUCGUCGAGAUGAUUCAGCUCCUGUUUUUUGCUUACAUCGUCGCAGUGAAAGUUUUCAAGAAGGCCUCGCCAAAUGGAAAAAUCACUGUUUACCUGGGAAAGCGUGAUUUUGGAGAUUUCGGAGAAUACUGCGAACCUGUGGAGGGUGUCGUGCUCGUCGACUCCAGCUAUCUGAAAGGUCGAAAAGUCUACGGGCAGGUCAUCACCACUUUCAGAUAUGGGAGAGAGGAGGAUGAAGUUAUGGGUUUGCACUUUAGUCGGCAGUUGUAUCUUGCCAUGGAGGAGAUUUAUCCGAAGAGAACUAAGGACGAUGCCACAUCUGAUCUGCAGAAACGACUGUUGAGAAAGCUGGGACCAGAUGCGACUCCGUUUUACUUUGAACUACCCCAAAAUGCACCUCCUUCGGUCACUCUGCAACCAAGUCCUGAUGAUCAAGGUAAACCUUUGGGUUUAGAAUAUGAAUUAAAGUUAUAUGUCGCUGAUACCGAAGAGGAGAAACCUCACAAACGCAAUUCGGUUAACAUGGCCAUCAGGAAACUUCAGUAUGUUAAAUCUCCCUUGAACAAUAAACAACCCAGUGCUUCCGUCGGAAAGAGCUUUGUUUUGAGUCCUGGUAAAUUACAGCUGGAGGUCACUUUGGAUAAAGAAAUAUACAUCCACGGCGAUAAAGUUGCUGCUCACGUGAGCAUUUCUAACUAUUCAAAGAAAACGGUGAAGUGUAUUAAGGUAUCCAUCAUCCAGAAUACAGAAGUCACCAUCGUCAACGGUCAUUACAGCAAGACCGUGGCCAGUGUCGACUCCAAAGAAGGUUGUCCCAUCAUUCCUGGAGCCAGUUUGAACAAGACAUACUACCUGUUGCCAUUGGCGGCUUACAACAAGGACAAACGGGGCAUCGCCCUUGACGGGAUGCUGAAAGAAGGCGACACCAACCUGGCAUCAUCCACGGUAUCUUCCGGAGAUAAUCUUGGUAUCAUCAUCUCUUACAUCGUAAGAGUAAGGUUAUAUCUGGGCGCUCUGGGAGGCGAACUCACCGCAGACGUUCCUUUCAAAUUAUCGAACCUAGCGCCGAAUCUAACCAUUCCGGAAAAGAUAAAAGAAAAACCCAAGAAACAGUUGACAAGAGAGAUGAGUACUGACUUGAUCUUUGAGGACUUUGCGAGACGUAGGCAAUUUAGCGAAGAUCUAGAAUAAUCGACGAGCUUUCGAAUGAAUUUAGAUAGGAAAUUUACAAUUAAUCCUAGCGAAAAAUUUAAUUUUAGCUUUGUUUCUCUUAAAUAAACUGCAACGAAAACAUGUAAGCCUUGUUUUGAUUAUUAAAAUUAAUUUAAAUUAAAGUUCUUAUUUAUUUAUUUCUUUAAUUGUUGGUUUGAA
Centruroides sculpturatus (bark scorpion) is the source of this 1601-nucleotide messenger RNA. Its product is annotated as arrestin, lateral eye-like. Bases 240 to 1421 code for a protein of 393 amino acids. Gene Ontology annotation, biological process: G protein-coupled receptor internalization; signal transduction. Lineage: Eukaryota; Metazoa; Arthropoda; Arachnida; Scorpiones; Buthidae. Gene Ontology annotation, molecular function: G protein-coupled receptor binding. The transcript has a single exon. Gene Ontology annotation, cellular component: cytoplasm. The record is from RefSeq and is a predicted model, not a curated record.